Molecule: messenger RNA, 1789 nt
Organism: Orycteropus afer afer
Lineage: Eukaryota; Metazoa; Chordata; Mammalia; Tubulidentata; Orycteropodidae
Source: RefSeq, a predicted model, not a curated record
GGCGCCUCGAAGGGCACCGCCGAGGGGGCGCGGGCACCGCUGGAAGCUGGGGCGAGGCGCCCGGGGGGGAUGCUGUGAAGGGUAAACGGCGGCGGCGAUGAGUGCCUCUGCGGCCACCGGGGUCUUCGUGCUAUCACUCUCGGCCAUCCCAGUCACCUAUGUCUUCAACCAUCUGGCGGCCCAGCACGAUUCCUGGACCAUUGUAGGGGUUGCUGCCUUCAUCCUGCUCCUAGUGGCCCUGCUGGCUCGUGUCCUUGUCAAAAGAAAACCACCCCGGGACCCACUGUUCUAUGUUUAUGCUGUCUUUGGAUUUACCAGUGUGGUGAACCUCAUCAUAGGCCUGGAACAGGAUGGAAUCAUUGAUGGCUUCAUGAUGCACUACCUGAGAGAGGCUGAGCCGUAUCUGAACACUGCAUAUGGGCACAUGAUCUGCUACUGGGAUGGGUCUGCUCACUACCUGAUGUACCUGGUGAUGGUGGCAGCCAUAGCAUGGGAGGAAAGUUAUAGAACCAUUGGCCUGUACUGGGUCGGAUCUAUUAUUAUGAGCGUUAUUGUUUUUCUGCCUGGAAACGUUGUGGGGAAGUAUGGAACACGAAUUUGCCCUGCUUUUUUCUUAAGCAUACCAUAUACUUGUCUUCCUGUCUGGGCUGGUUUCAGAAUCUAUAAUCAGCCAUCCGAAAAUUAUAAUUAUCCCUCAAAGGUCAUUCAAGAAGCCCAAGCGAAGGAUCUGCUGAGAAGACCAUUUGAUUUAAUGUUGGUGGUAUAUCUCCUCCUGGCAACUGGAUUUUGCCUGUUUAGAGGCUUGAUGCUGGCGUAUAUGUUCUAUUCUGUCCCUUACUUUGUGAUUGCACUUUAUGGCUUAGUGGUUCCUGGAUGUUCCUGGAUGCCUGAUGUAAGCCUGAUACAUGCUGGAGGUCUAGCUCAGGCUCAGUUUUCCCACAUUGGUGCUUCUCUUCAUGCUAGAACUGCUUAUGUCUACAGAGUCCCUGAAGAAGCGAAAAUCUUUUUUUUAGUAUUAAACAUAGCAUAUGGAAUUCUUCCUCAGCUUUUGGCCUAUCGUUGUAUCUAUAAACCAGAGUUCUUCAUAAAAACAAAGACAGAUGAAAAAGUUGAAUAAAAACAUUGCUUUAUGUUCUUUCUUUCUAAGUUACUAAACUUUUGUUAUAUUGGUUCUGAUAUUUUGUCCCAUUUUACUCCUUUCCCAUAUGUGUACACUUAAUUCCUGCUCUGCACUGUAUGUGUGAGCUAUAAUAUGGUAUUGUGCAGGUAAAUUUUUUGUCCUAUUCUGAAGGAGAACUGAAGUUGUUGAGAAACAGUAUCUUAAAAGAAAUAUAUUCUAACUUAUUUGUAAAUAAGCCUGAUCAUCUGUCUCACUGUUUGUACACAGUAAAUAACUGUUAGUGUGAAAUAUUACAAUUUAGCUCCCACAUUAAUAAGCAUGAAGAUGAAAUUAUUCACAAGUGACUGGGUCUAUGCAUAUUUAAAAAUUCAAAGUAGCAAAUGCAGACUGGAGAAGUUUUGCAUAUAAGUUACAUAUGCUUCAUUGUCAACUUUAAUCAAUAUGAAAGGCAGAUUAGUUUUAAAUGUUCUUUGAAAAAUGUUUUCCCAAGGAAAGUAUAUUAUUUACUGUUUUGAAAACUGCUUUUACUAAAUUAUUUUUGUGAACUUAAAUAGCUGAAGAAGGAUCAAUAAUCUUACCAUUACCCUUAAUGAGUUCUUAUUUUAUUGGUGAUAAUACUUUUAUUGUAUUUCUGUGUGUAUUUUUAAUAAAAUUAUUUUGGGCCUUUUA